Messenger RNA from Vicia faba (fava bean), 1080 nucleotides. Lineage: Eukaryota; Viridiplantae; Streptophyta; Magnoliopsida; Fabales; Fabaceae. The record is from the annotation of a GenBank genome assembly.
AUGGAAGAAUUGAAGAACCCAUCAGGCACUUCUCUUUUGGUACCAUCUGUUCAAGAGUUAGUUAAAGAUGAAAAGCUUUCAACUGUUCCACCAAGAUAUAUUCAGCCUCAACUUGAAGACUCUAUUCUUUCUCAAGUUGAUAGUACACUUGAAAUUCCAAUUAUUAAUAUUCAUAACUUGCUUUCAAAAGAAUUUGGGAGUAAAGAAUUGGCUAAGCUUCACCUUGCUUGCAAAGAUUGGGGAUUCUUUCAGGUUGUAAAUCAUGGUGUUAGUUCCUUCUUGGUGGAGAAAGUAAAAUUGGAGAUUCAAGAUUUUUUCAACCUUCCAUUGUCUGAAAAGAAAAAGUUUUGGCAAACUGAACAACAUAUGGAGGGAUUUGGACAAGCAUUUGUUGUGAGUGAUGAACAAAAACUUGAUUGGGCUGAUAUGUUUUAUAUGACAACACUUCCUAAACAUUCUAGAAUGCCUCACUUAUUUCCACAACUUCCUCUUCCUUUAAGAGAAACACUAGAGUUAUACUCACAAGAAAUGAAAAAUCUAGCCAUGAUUAUUGUUGGUCAUAUAGGAAAAGCUUUGAAUAUAAAAGAAAUGGAAAUGAGAGAAUUGUUUGAAGAUGGCAUACAAAUGAUGAGAAUGAACUAUUAUCCUCCAUGUCCUCAACCUGAAAAAGUUAUUGGCCUAACAAAACAUUCAGAUCCUGGAGGUGUCACUAUCCUCCUACAGCUCAAUGAAGUAGAAGGACUCCAAGUAAAGAAAGAUGGCAUGUGGGUCUCUAUUAAGCCUCUAUCUAAUGCCUUCAUUGUCAACAUUGGGGACAUGCUAGAGAUUAUUACAAAUGGGAUAUAUCGAAGUAUAGAACAUCGAGCAGUAGUGAACACGGAAAAAGAAAGACUUUCAAUUGCAACAUUCUAUAGUCCAAAACAAGAAGGUAUUGUAGGUCCUAUUGAGAGCUUGAUUACUCAACAAACACCUUCACGAUUUAGAAAAAUUGGAGUUGAGGAGUACUUCAUCAACUUAUUUGCUCGUAAACUUGAUGGAAAGUCUAACAUCGAUGUCAUGAGAAUAGAGCAUGAAGAUUGA